CAAACAGAACUGAAACUCUCUCUCCAUCUCUCUGCUUGUUCUUCCUCUUCUCCUCUUUCUGUCUCCUCCAUCCUUCAGACAGACGGGUCUCACUGUUGGCCUUCAUCUUCACCACCACCAUCAUCAUCCUCAGAGGAAGACAGACAGCGAGCCCCCUGACCCUCGCCCCCCCGGGUCACAAUGGCAACGGUCAUCUGCACCCGUUUCACCGAAGAGUAUCAGAUGUACGAGGAGCUGGGCAAGGGAGCGUUUUCUGUGGUGCGUCGCUGUGUGAAGGUGCUGUCUGGUCAGGAGUACGCUGCCAAGAUCAUCAACACCAAGAAACUGUCAGCCAGAGAUCAUCAGAAGUUAGACCGUGAAGCUCGAAUCUGUCGUUUAUUGAAGCACCCAAACAUCGUUCGGCUACAUGACAGCAUUUCAGAGGAGUUGCACCAUUACCUCAUCUUUGACCUGGUCACAGGUGGAGAGCUAUUUGAAGAUAUUGUAGCCAGAGAAUAUUACAGUGAAGCUGACGCCAGUCACUGCAUCCAGCAGAUCCUGGAGGCGGUGCUGCACUGUCACCAGAUGGGCGUGGUCCACCGGGACCUGAAGCCAGAGAACCUGCUGCUGGCCUCGAAGUCUAAAGGAGCGGCGGUGAAACUGGCCGACUUCGGCCUCGCCAUCGAGGUGGAGGGAGACCAGCAGGCCUGGUUUGGCUUUGCGGGGACCCCCGGCUACCUGUCUCCAGAGGUUCUGAGGAAGGACCCGUACGGGAAGGCCGUCGACCUCUGGGCCUGUGGUGUGAUUCUCUACAUCCUAUUGGUCGGUUAUCCUCCGUUCUGGGAUGAAGAUCAACAUCGUCUCUACCAGCAAAUCAAAGCUGGAGCUUAUGAUUUUCCCUCUCCUGAAUGGGACACAGUGACUCCUGAAGCCAAAGAUCUCAUUAAUAAGAUGUUGACCAUCAACCCGUCCAAACGGAUCACAGCAGCCGAGGCGCUCAAACACCCCUGGAUCUCUCAUCGCUCCACAGUGGCGUCCUGUAUGCACAGACAGGAGACGGUGGAGUGCCUGAAGAAGUUCAACGCCAGGAGGAAACUCAAGGGAGCCAUCCUCACCACCAUGUUGGCCACCAGAAACUUCUCCGGAGGAAAGAGCGGGAGCAACAAGAAGACCGACGGAGUCAAGGAAUCCUCUGAGAGCACAAACACCACCAUAGAGGAUGAAGACACCAGAGUGAGGAAGCAGGACAUCAUUAAAGUCACAGAGCAGCUCAUCGAGGCGAUCAGCAACGGAGACUUUGAGAGCUACACUAAAAUGUGCGACCCGGCGGUGACGGCGUUCGAGCCCGAGGCAUUGGGGAAUCUGGUAGAAGGCCUCGACUUCCACCGCUUUUAUUUUGAAAACUUGUGGUCUAAGAACAGUAAACCGGUCCACACCACCAUCCUGAACCCCCACAUCCACCUGGUCGGGGACGAGGCCGCCUGCAUCGCGUACAUCAGAGUGACGCAGUACAUCGACACCAACGGGACGCCUCGCACCGCCCAAUCAGAGGAGACCAGGGUGUGGCACCGCCGUGAUGGAAAGUGGCAGAUUGUCCACUUCCACCGCUCAGGCUCCGCCUCCACGCUCAAUAAUUAACUUCCGGAGUGGGCGGGUCUUUGAUGGGGGCAACCGUCGCCUUGACAACUGAUUGAUUGACAGCAGGCCCGGCGUCUGACACCAGGCAUUCAGGAUUUAGUUUGGGAAAAACAAGAUGGCGGAGGAGGAGGAGGGCGGGGCCAGAAAGCAGUGAACUGCAUAACCAACCAAUCAGCUUCCUCCUCUCAGCUCGUCUGGACUUUGCUUCGGCCACGUCCCCCUUGUGAUUAGCCAAUCAGCUGCACAGCACAGAUUAUAAUAAAGUGUGGAAACCUCUUAUCUCCUUCAGGAUGAUUGACAGUGCCGACACCUUCCUUACAGCUGUGAAGCAACAAGCUGUUAUAUAUUUAAUUAGUUUAUAAUUAGUUCUUAUUUUCCCCUGAAAUCAAUUAACAGAUGCACGACUCUCCCAUCAUUUAAUGCAUCGUUUAUGAAUUUAACUGUAAUUAUAACGCAUGGUGGUUUAAAUAUUUUCACCUGCAAUUAAUGCGAUUUAAUUUAAUUCUUACCCAGUUUUCAGAUAUUGAACAAACAUUAUUGGAUCCAUUAAUUAAUUAAUUACUUGAAGAUGUUAAGGAGGUUUUAGAUAUCCCAAAAUAAUAGAUGUUCUUUUAAUGUGGACUUUUUCAAUUAAGGUGUAAAAUUCAGCCGUUCAGACAAAUUUAAUUCAUGGACAGAUUAAUGGAUUAUAAAAUAUUAAGAGGAAACAACCAUUGAAAACACUUUAAUAUAUUACAAUCUAUUAAUUAAUAACUCAUUAAAACACCCAGCUGCCUCCAUAAAUGGGUUUCUGCAUGGAUUAAGAGGUUUAGAGAGAGAGUUUAAACAAAUAAACUUGAACAUGAAGACGAACAGAUUCAGCUGUGAACGAGAUGUCUGUGAUUUUAUAUUUCUUUAAUGUUUAUAUUUAAACAAACGGACGAGGAGAUACAAGGUUUCCACCUUAUUUUAUACAGAGGCCAAGAGUCGCCAUGUUAACUAGUUAUUAUUAGACCCAUUAUCUCCUGAUCACAACCUGAUCACCCCCACCCUCCACCCCCCGACACACACAUUGUUACUUCAUUCAGUUAAUCUGAGUCACAAUAAAAACCAAAAAACACAAAUAAUAAAUAAUAAUAAACAAGCUCUGAAAGAAUCGUUUAUAUAUUUAUAUAAUUAUUUAAAUUUAAAUGUCUUUAUAUCUUUAGACUAAACUAAAUACCUGUAACUCUGUUUCAGCCUCAGGGUCUGAAUCAUUUCAGCUUAAUUAUCAUUAAUUAAUUAUCUAAAAUCAUCAGAAACCAUAUGAUUCAGGAUCACAGUGAAGCUGUGGUGUUGAGAUGUUUGGGCCUAAAGGUGAUCAGGAACUAAAACUGCUCUCAGCUUCUGUAACGACGUCAUAAAUCAAAAGUAAUAAUCAAUAAUUAACAUUAUAUAACAGCAGUUCAGGAAAAACACGACCACGAUGAGGUUUGGAUGUUGGACUCAUCUCUCUGCUUCCAUCGGGCUCGGAGAGCUCCACAAGCUUCCACCGCUCUCCGACCUGCGAUCUUCCAUGAACAGCCACACCUCCACCCCCCCAUGCCAACCCACCUCACCAGGUGUCCUAACGAAGAGGACCUUAACGAGGUACCUUAACGAGCUGUCUGUCUGCUGCCUGCGCUCCACUCCGCUUCAUCAGAGGAAGAAACUAGUUUACAAAAUGUUUUAGAGGCAGUCGAUCUCCUGGGAGAGGAAGAAGGAUGUAGGGAAGGAAGGAAGGAAGGAAGGGACAAAUUGUGUUCCCUGAUUUUGUUUUAGCACCUAAAUCCAACAAAAAAUUCAUAUUAAAGUUUAAAACCUUUAAAGUUAUUGAUACUAAUACUUAUUGAUACUUACACCUGGUGUCGGGCGCUAAAGUAAAGUCAAAGCAUGUCCCUUUAAGUGACUUGUUUGUAAAUCAGGUUAUUGAUGCCCGUGGGGAUGCAGAAUGGCGCUGCGCUGAACAAAAUGACCAUUGAUUGUUUUCAGAGUAAAAAACUGUACAAAGCAAAAAAAAAAAGAAAUGACAGCCAAUCAGAAUCACCGACACAGUCACCUGUCAUCUGUUGCCGGGACCAAAGUCCAACAACCAAAAUAAACUCAUCUGUACGGAGGCCUAGGAGAGACAAAAUAACAAGUCAAAAGUUAAAAUGGAUAUAUAGACUAAUGAGAUGUAAUAAUAGAAGAAAAAAGUAUGUUUGUUUGACAGAUAAAUGUGAAAAAAACUGAUUAUAUUAUAUAUUUUAUAAAUGCUUUGAAAAUCAUUCUAAAAAAUUAUUGUCAAUAACUAACAGUGUCCAACAGUAACUAGUAAACUUUUCCAGUAUUAUUAAAUUUAACUAUAAGCUUAAAAACAAACUGAAAAUAGCUUAAAUGUUCAUUGAAAAGCCUCGUUUAUAUGAUGUUUUUGCCAUCAUCUGCUAAAAGCUAAAGGGCGGAAGAUUUCAGUUAAAAGAAACUACUUUUAAGAAGGCAGACGUUACGAGGGUGACGUGUAAGGGUGAGUAAAUAAAUAAAAACUGCUCUUAGUGCUUUUUGUCUCUUCUGAGCCUCCGUACAACAGGACAAUCUGACUUCCCGUUGUGAUGGUCUGUUGGCGGUGUGAAAUCUCUGUUGUUGUUUUUUUAGGAGCCUUAAUAAUUUUCAACAUUUUAAUUAAAAACUAGAACUGCGUCUUGGAUCGUGAAGUGAAAUAUUAACUCGCCGGCUCAGAGUCGCUGCGUUCAACUGUUCUGUUGGUGAAUUAUUUUCCAGGAGAUAUGAGGUUUUUGUGGUAGCGUUCUAAAAACGUUAGAUUUUUGAGUGGAGUUCUGCACAGAGAGUUUGUAUUUCUUCCUCUUCAGUGAUGGUGUUUACUUUCUGUACAGAUGAUGUGAUUUUCUGCAUGCAGGACUUUUUUGUGUUUUGUGUUUCGGCUUCGGUCUCUCCUGUGUUUUGGCGUUCGCGGCUGCCAUGUUUUCCAGCUCUCCGGUGACUUACUUCAGACUUGUUAGCUUUGUUAGCAUUCCUCGCUGGGAGCAAUGGUAUCUGCUAGCCGCGAGCUAACAAAACGCCACUUUGAUAUUCUGCGACUUUUGACCCGUUGUGUUUUGUCUCGGAGGCUUUAAGCUGCUUUUUACCGUCGGAGAAUGUAGAACUUUGUACAUCAGAUUCUUACUAUGAUGAUGAUAUUACUAUUCUCAAUAUAUCGCGUUUGUAUAUUUAAAAGCUUUUUAAUGUUUGAAUCAGACUUUCAGUGCUAGCGUUGUGUGAAUCACCCUGUAGAGAACCCAUUGUGUAUUAUUAGCUUUUUAUUUUUGUUAGUAUGAUAUGCAUUAUAGCGUGACACAAGUUCCCUCUGCAACCGCUGAAUGUGUUCGCCAACAGCGCCGCUGCCCUUAUUUUACUUUAAAUCUCGGUGCCAUUUGGAGUCCUGGCUCAGGUAACUCGUUCUCCCAAGUCGUCACAAGUGGAUACUUGGUCAAGACACCUAGGUGUCAGUUUUUAACACACUGGGCGCCCCUUUAGUGUCGUUCUUCAACGCUACAAGCAUCAUGUCAGGUCAAAGUCAGGUUAAGUUUCACCAAGGAGGCUGAUUUUCGUUUAGCCAACGUGUGACUUAACAUCAUCACUCACGUAAAUAAGUUAAGUUACGUAACUUAACCUAACAUACUUAUUUUAACCCAAACCACCAGCUUUUCCUGAACCUCACCAAACUGCAACAAGUCCUCCAACCUAAACGACAAAAUAGUUUGUUGAUCCAUGCCUCCACAGAGCAACACAUAUGAGUGUUUCCCGUCAGGUGAAAGGUUAACUACUUUACGUCACGUGACAUUAAACACUUGGUUAACGCUGUGAAACGGCCGUAGUUUGUUUUGGUUUAGGCAUCAAAACUACUUGGUUGGGUUUAGGAAAACGUAGAGGAGCGGGUUAAAGAAAGUAAAUUACAAAGGUCAGUAACACUAUUUAACUUCAAACUAAAAAUAACUCAAACGUCCAGAGUUUGACCCACCCAUCACCGACUUCCUCCUUUGCUACUGUUAUACAGCCACUGUAUAACCAUGAUAUGCGUGAACAUGGGUCGUAACAACGUGUUGCACAAAUGACCUGUUUUGUUGUUUUUCUGGUGAGGACUCCCAAACUGCGAGCGUUUCACAACCUUAACCACGUGUUUUAUUUUGAAAUUCUAACCAGACAAAGAAGAGUUAUUAUUGCUAACUUGAUUGCGGAGCCCUGCGUGUCCAGAAAUGACACUGAAGGAGCACCCAGUGCGUUAAAUCAAGCGCCCACAAGUGCUUGGCUUGGGCGUGAGAACGAGUUGACUCAGGAAAUAAUCAAAGAACUCGGGAGGCUGACCAUUGGAUGUUUUCUUCAGACCUUUGACCAUCAAGACCUGAUACCAGGAUAGAAAAGGGCGGAGCCUCUUUGAUUAGGUCAUCAUUGAAACCAGAUAAAACUUGACUUGGACACAGGAAGUGAUGUCAUCAAGGACAUUUAGAUCUUCACAGCAGAAAAUCAUUAUGAAUGAAUCAUUAGAUAUAAUUAUAAGUUAUGAAACAUAUAAUUUAUUCUGCACAGACGUUAAACACCGACGCAAAGAUGUGAGCCCACGUAUGAAAGUUCUGACAAGCUGCCAACCAAACAAUUUCCUGCAUAAUUAAGAAAAGAAUGUCUUAUAAAACAGCUCUUUGGCCUUGUGGUUGCUCAACAGGCGGCAAAUAUCUGAGCCAGAUCCAAAAUGAAGCUGAUGAAACCAAACCCACAUUAAAGAUUCAGAGCCCUCAGCGAAAACAGGAGAUACGGAGAUUUUAAAUUCCUUCUUAAAGUAUCUUGUUGGGUUUUGGUUUAGUUUUCGGACUUUAUUGGGAUUCAAGCGUGUAAAUUUAUGGUGGGCUCUAAAUAUUGGUCUGAUUCACAAUGAGUUUCAGCCUCUUCAGUAAAUAUUGACCCCUAAAAGAGAGCGUGACCACAGCCAGGACUCCAAAUGGCACCUGCAGAGUGAAUGGCUGUUUUCUACCGUAGACUAGUCUGUGUUUUCUAAACCUCCUCUUUGACCUUUUAAGACACUUGAAAGUUUUACUUGUUGGUGGUUGAAGUCUUUGAGCAGCGGUGGGACGCUCAGACGCUCCCUGCUAAUAUCUGAGAUGUCAUUUUUUAAAAACUAUUUAGGUGUUUAUGCUUGAAACUGAAGAAUCUUACAGCAGCCUUCAUGUUAUUCCUACGAACAGAUGCUCUGACGUGUUUCCUGUUUUAACCAGAUGUUCAGUGGGUUUGGCUGCUCCGUAUUUACCUUCAUGACUCCAAAGCAGCAACUUCCAACCUUUAAAAUUAUUUAUUCAGUCUGAUCCUGUCGUUAUUGGCUCAGACGGACCGUUUGAAUGUUUCCUGGUGAUUUCACGAAUCAUUUUUCAUUCGCUGCUGAAUGUUGGAAGUUUCUGUGUUGAAGCUUCACCUGCAGCACUGAGAGGACGAUCACUUCCACGGGAAGCUUUUCUUAUCGACGUGGCGGGAAACAGCAGCAGGAGGAGGAGGAGGAGCUUCUGACUGUUGCUUUGUUAGCAAACCUUAGACAACAGGUUUUCAACAAACUAACGUGCUUAUCUGUGGCUGAAAGCAUUGGCGUGCUAAUGAUGCUGACAAGCUAACAAAGUUUACGUGACUCAUGACGUAAAACACAACGUAAAGAUGCAUGAGGCCACGUAUGAAAGUUUUUGACAAGCUGCCAACCAAACUCUGUACAAUUUACUGCAUAUUUAAGAAAAGGACGUCUUAUAAAACAGCCCUUUGGACGUGUGGUCGCUCAGCAGGCGGCAAAAAUAUCUGAACCAGAUCCAAAAUGAAGCUGAAAAAAACAAACUUACAUCUUACAAGACAAACUUAAUCUCACAAGAUCCAGAACUCAUAACACAGAAUAGAAAUAGCUUUGUUAUGCUAACAUUAGCUCAUGAGCUAACAGUUUUUUGCUGAUUCAUUAUGUUAUAAUUGUUCUGCUUCAAUUUAUUUCCUCCUAUGUGCAGUUUUACAUGAAGUCACUGCAGUAAUGUCAGUUCAUGUGAACCACCAACCAAACUACUAUUUAAAAAACACCAGUAUUUUAAAUCAUUAUUAUUUUAUUGAUCAAUAUAACUGUGUGGUUACGUCUUUUAUACAGUCUAUGAGUUAUAUUUAGUGUAAAUGUCAUCACCUACAAUCCGAUCCAGAUGUUGUUUCAACUUCCUCUCUACACUGUUUCUCAUUUUGAUGGAGAAUCAAAACAAUCCUUUAUAUUAAUUUGAAAAUAAAUUGUUACUAAAAACAAUCCAAGUUUAAGAUAUUUAGUCUAAAAAGAUCAGAAUCUGCUUUGAUAUGUUUUUAAUUAUAGAACACACAAUUUUGGGGCUAUAAACUGACCUUCCUACAGUCGGUCUGAAUGUGGUGUGUUUGGUUCCUGUCGGUUUUUAAAGGACUUUAAACUAAAGGUUUUGCAUCAGUCGGACGCUCCUCUGCUCUGCAGGUUUAUUGAUAUUUGGUUUCUGGAUUUUCCUUCUGAAACAAAUGAUAAAGAAAUAAUCAAUACAUAAACCAUUCAUCAAUCAACAAGGGUUCACAUUUUAACCUGUCUGGAAAAUAAAAUCCUAAGGUCAAACUGACUCCUCGCUGUUUCCUGUGCGCGAUCUUGACGCUCUUCAAAAUCAAUAAUCAGUGAUCAAUAAUCAGCUCCUUCUUUCUACUAUGAUGGAUAUUGUUGUGUACUGUGUUAACUGGGAUGCUGCAUGCUCAGUGUGUUACAGUGUGUGAGAGAGAGCGUGUGUUUUUAAUCUCUUUUCUUUUGUAGUUUUUUGGAGUAUUUCUUCUUCUUCUGCAUCGUGUUCAAAGUGUUUCUGUAAAUAAACAGAGGUGGUCAAACGCUG
Messenger RNA from Micropterus salmoides (largemouth bass), 8486 nucleotides. RefSeq names its product calcium/calmodulin-dependent protein kinase II alpha (gene camk2a). Gene Ontology annotation, biological process: protein phosphorylation. The record is from RefSeq and is a predicted model, not a curated record. Gene Ontology annotation, molecular function: calmodulin binding; calcium/calmodulin-dependent protein kinase activity; ATP binding. The transcript has 18 exons. Gene Ontology annotation, cellular component: neuron projection; cytoplasm. NCBI's taxonomy places the organism in Eukaryota, Metazoa, Chordata, Actinopteri, Centrarchiformes, Centrarchidae. Bases 181 to 1617 code for a protein of 478 amino acids.